Molecule: messenger RNA, 1341 nt
Organism: Vitis riparia (riverbank grape)
Lineage: Eukaryota; Viridiplantae; Streptophyta; Magnoliopsida; Vitales; Vitaceae
Product: alpha-galactosidase 3-like
Exons: 9
Coding region: 12-881 (289 amino acids)
Biological process (GO): carbohydrate metabolic process
Molecular function (GO): hydrolase activity, hydrolyzing O-glycosyl compounds
Source: RefSeq, a predicted model, not a curated record
ACGUAAUAGUGAUGUGUGUCAAUCAUGAAGAUGUGUUUUGUCUUCUCUUGAUGGAUAUGCUUUGCUGUGCUUUUCUUUAUUAUAUAGGAGUGAUUUGGCAGUAUUGUCGAGAAGAAGGAACGAAGAAACCACAAAUGGUGAAGGGUUCUGUCCAUCUGCUGCUCUUCCUCUAUCUUUCUGCAAUUUCUGUGGGAAUUGCGGGGAGGAUUGUGCCUCUCCAUGAGCCUUUUGAUAAAUCCACUUCCUCCAGAUCAUUCAGCCCCAUUUUUGAUAAUUCUAAGUAUGGUAUACUGCAGCUCAACAAUGGUUUGGCUCGAACUCCUCAGAUGGGAUGGAACAGCUGGAAUUUCUUUGCCUGCAAUAUCGAUGAGACAGUUAUCAAAGAAACCGCUGAUGCUCUUGUCUCAACUGGCUUGGCUGAUUUAGGAUAUGUCUAUGUCAAUAUAGAUGAUUGCUGGUCUUCCUUGGAGCGAGAUUCUAAGGGUCAAUUAGUCCCGGAUCCAAAGACUUUUCCAUCAGGUAUUAAAGCUCUUGCUGAUUAUGUACAUGCGAAGGGCCUCAAGCUUGGUAUUUAUUCUGAUGCUGGGAUUUUUACAUGUCAAGUUCGACCUGGAUCAAUAUUUCAUGAAAGGGAUGACGCAGAGCUGUUUGCCUCAUGGGGUGUGGAUUAUUUGAAGUAUGAUAACUGUUACAAUCUGGGCAUCGAACCAGAAGAACGGUAUCCACCAAUGCGUAAUGCUCUAAAUGCAACUGGGCGCACAAUAUUCUAUUCGCUUUGUGAAUGGGGUGUAGAUGACCCUGCCUUAUGGGCAGGCAAAGUUGGAAAUAGUUGGCGAACAACAGAUGAUAUCAAUGAUUCCUGGGCAAGGUAUGCAUUCUGAACUCUUUAAAGUCUUGGUUGUUUGAAUGGUUUCUGUAUGGUGUUUACAUUGGAUCCUUUCAUUUGAAAGUUUCUGAGUCAUUGGCAAUCUGGGAAAUGAGUCCGUAUUCCAUUUCUCAUCCUCAACCCAACAACAUUGACAAGAAUUGAUUACUCUUUCAUUUCUUUAAAUAGUAAUUUCUCAAAAAUAGGCAUGUAGAACAUCCUAAGUGAUCAUCUGUGAAGAUACAUUGGUGUCACUGGUUACUCUUCCACUUAGUCAUCUAACAGGCAUGACCCUAAUCAUAAAGGUCUAGACUGGCGUUGAACAAGUCUAUUACUUUGAUAAAAUUUGUAGGAUAAUUCCAUUUUGAUCCAAAUUGCAAACCGGUAAAUAUGGUAUAUGUUGAUAAUUUGAUUCUUAAACCCGUGAUGCCUCUAUAGGCUUCUCAGUGAGUUUAAUUUGACAGUCUGCAUUAAAU